This is a messenger RNA of Sander lucioperca (pikeperch), 3341 nucleotides long. RefSeq names its product calcium/calmodulin-dependent protein kinase (CaM kinase) II delta 1 (gene camk2d1). The record is from RefSeq and is a predicted model, not a curated record. NCBI's taxonomy places the organism in Eukaryota, Metazoa, Chordata, Actinopteri, Perciformes, Percidae. The coding region runs from base 290 to 1831 and encodes 513 amino acids. Gene Ontology annotation, cellular component: neuron projection; cytoplasm. Gene Ontology annotation, biological process: protein phosphorylation. Gene Ontology annotation, molecular function: calcium/calmodulin-dependent protein kinase activity; ATP binding; calmodulin binding. The transcript has 20 exons.
AUCCAGUGUCAGGCAAACCCAACAGCAGGUCGCGACUUCCCUGUCAGCUCCAGAAGGAACCGGGUCUGCGAACAGGAGCCGGGAGGAGCGACGCCGAGCUUUUACCUUAAACGUUACACCUUUCAGGAGUCAUUAGGCUACGAAAUACUUCCUACCUUUGCUUUUAUUUUCUCCGCCGAAACGCGACAAGCGGCACUUUGGGACCCGCAGGAGAACGGAUUUGUGGAGUGUUUUUAAAGCGACUCACUCAGGCGUUCAGUUUGCCAAGUUGCUUUCUGCUCACCUUAACAUGGCUGCAACGACGUGCACCAGGUUUACCGAUGAGUACCAGCUGUACGAGGAGCUGGGGAAGGGGGCUUUCUCUGUGGUGAGACGGUGCAUGAAGAUUUCCACAGGGCAGGAGUACGCUGCUAAGAUAAUCAACACCAAGAAGUUGUCUGCCAGGGAUCACCAGAAGUUGGAGAGAGAGGCCAGGAUCUGCCGCCUGCUCAAGCAUCCCAACAUUGUGCGGCUCCAUGACAGCAUAUCAGAGGAAGGAUUCCACUAUCUGGUCUUUGACUUAGUUACCGGUGGGGAAUUGUUUGAGGACAUUGUUGCCAGGGAGUACUACAGCGAAGCUGAUGCCAGUCACUGCAUACAGCAGAUUCUAGAAAGUGUAAAUCAGUGCCAUGUAAAUGGCAUAGUGCACAGGGACCUUAAGCCAGAGAAUUUACUCUUAGCCAGCAAGUUGAAGGGGGCAGCGGUUAAACUGGCAGAUUUUGGCCUGGCUAUUGAAGUGCAGGGAGAGCAGCAGGCAUGGUUCGGUUUUGCCGGUACACCAGGGUACCUGUCUCCAGAGGUGCUGAGGAAAGAUCCAUACGGCAAGCCAGUGGACAUGUGGGCCUGUGGUGUGAUCCUCUACAUCCUCCUGGUGGGAUAUCCUCCAUUCUGGGAUGAGGACCAGCACAGACUAUACCAGCAGAUUAAAGCUGGGGCUUAUGAUUUCCCUUCUCCUGAGUGGGACACAGUGACUCCAGAGGCCAAAGACCUGAUCAACAAGAUGCUGACCAUCAAUCCAGCCAAGAGAGUGACUGCCACAGAUGCACUCAAACACCCCUGGAUCUGCCAACGCUCCACUGUGGCGUCCAUGAUGCACAGACAGGAGACUGUGGAGUGCCUGAAGAAAUUCAACGCUAGAAGGAAACUCAAGGGUGCUAUCCUGACUACUAUGCUGGCCACUCGCAACUUCUCAGCAGCCAAGAGCCUGCUGAACAAAAAAGCGGAUGGCAUCAAGAUCAACAACAAGGCCAAUGUGGUCACCAGCACCAAAGAGCCUGCCCCCACUCCUUCUCUGGAGCCUCAAACCACUGUUAUCCACAACCCAGCUGAUGGAAACAAGGAGUCCAGUGAGAGUGCCAAUACCACCAUUGAGGACGAGGACGUGAGAGCUCGUAAGCAGGAGGUCAUUAAAGUCACCGAGCAGCUGAUCGAGGCCAUCAACAACGGCGACUUUGAAGCCUACACGAAGAUCUGUGAUCCCGGCCUCACGUCCUUCGAGCCGGAGGCCUUGGGCAACUUGGUGGAGGGCACCGACUUCCACCGCUUCUACUUUGAGAAUGCUCUGUCCAAGGGGAAGCAGCCCAUCCACACCAUCCUGCUCAACCCCCACGUCCACCUGAUCGGGGACGAGGCCGCCUGUAUCGCCUACAUCCGCCUCACCCAGUACAUCGACAGCAACGGCAUGCCUCGCACCAUGCAGUCAGAGGAGACCCGCAUCUGGCACCGCCGCGACAGCAAGUGGCAGAACAUCCACUUCCACCGUUCCGGCUCGCCCACUGUGCCCACCAAUUGAGACGACCAUCUUUGACUACAUACACCCUCCAGCCUACAACAGACCCCGCCUACCAAGUGUCCAUCAGAUCCCUCAGCCAAUCCUAGCCCCCGACAGCUAGAGCUCCGCCCCCUCAGUGUGUUGUUUACAUAUUGUCCCUGCUGGACUGAACAUUAUUGUACAUGAUGAAAAAAAAAACCCAGAGGGGAAAACUUCAAGUCUUGAUUUCAUUGACAACAUUUUGUAGUGAGAGUUUGGUGUUCAUUACAGGAGUUUUUUAGAUCAGUAUGUUUUCAAUAGAAGUGGUUUCAGAGGAGCCAGUGGUUGAUUCAUUAUUAAUGGGCUGGUGAAAUAUGUGAAACUUCCAGUGACAGUUUUUCAUUUGAAUAUUGCACAUAUUGAGGACACACAAGCUCUUGUGAUGUUUUUGCCUUUUGGCACGAUGACCAAUAUAUCACAUAUCUGCUUUUUACUCAUGUAUCCUUUCAGAGUUGCCAUCUAUUAAAGGCCAGGCACAAGCUUGCUCUUGUUUUGGUGAUGUAUAAGUUUUGGUAAUUGAUGUAAAUCGCUCGCUCUUUGCUUAAUCUUUAGCAGUAGCCAUUUGAACCGAGUUGGCUCAUUUUAAAAAUCUGUUUUCUGGUUUGCCACUGGCACCAAGUAUGUUUACUCUGAAUUUUAACUACAUGUUUAAAAGGGAAAAUCAAUUGAAACAUAUGUUUUACCACGUCUGUUUGGAGCUCCAUCAAGAAUGUAUAGACUAUAGACGUACAUAUAAUUCUUAAGGGGUAUUCUGUGACUUUUCAGUCAAAUCAUAUUUUCAUACAGUAAGGAACUAAUUAUGUGAAUUGUAUCUGCUAUUUUGUUGUUUACUUUUGAAAUUGUGAUGUUGAUGCCUGUCCCUCCAUUUCUCAUUAUUAAUGCUUUCCUUUAAGCCAUUUCAACUUUGAUUGAGUCCCACCUUGAUUCUAUGUAUGACUGGUGUACGCCAAUGUUUUUACGCUGGACAACACUAAAGUAGAGUCAGAAUGCUGCCACUUACAAGAAAGCCAAAUCUGUUCUGGAAGUAAGUUAGCCAUUCAUUUUUGUCAUGAGAGAAUUUGAGUUUUAGCCAGAAUAACUGACCAUUAAAUCACCGUUUUAGUUUUGUUACUCUAUUAUGUUAUUUGAGUGUCACUGUUAAAUGAAAAGGGAUUGUUGGCAUCACUUGCAGAUUUAUAUUUAAUGGUUCAUAUCUGAAAAACACUUUGAUUAGGGUGUUGUAAAAUGUAAGCGGGAGAAAACUAAUGGGGGAAAGGUUUGAUGAUAUAGUCACAGGGGCUUACAGUUGUGUUUUACAUAUUGAGGUUUUUUUGCUUCUAAAAAAAAUUCUUUUGUUUAAUCACAUUUGUCCCUCACACACCACUCUUUUUUUCUAUCUUUCUAAGAUGCAUUGACAUUCCAGAUGGGACACUGGUAUGUAAUGUGACCAUGAUGGGACAAUCCUGAUGUAUGUUUUAGUAUUACAAUAAAAUGUGUGAUUUCUGCCAAAUGA